CGCGGGGGGCGGGCGGAGCGCGGGGCGCUGGGCGGGAAGCGGAACGGAGCUGAGGGGAUUCCGUCCCGUCCCGUCCCGUCCCGUCCCGUGGCGCCGCGAUGGUGCUGUGCGACGUGUGCGGGCAGGCGCUGCCCUCAGAGGCGGCGGCCAGGCGGCACCUCCAGCGCCCGUCUCCGUGCCGUCCCCAGCCCCGCUGCCCGCUCUGCGCCACCGCCGCCGCGGGCUGCGACGAGCUCCGCCGGCACAUGGAGACGGCCCACCCGGAGCCGGGCCCGCCGGGCUCCCACCGCCCCGAGGCACUGCCCGAGUGCCCUUUCUGCGGGGAGGUGGCGGGGCGGGAGCUGGAGGAGCACGUCAGGRCGCGGCACGGGCACCUGCUGGGCGCCCCGGGCUCCGACAGAGGAAAUGGUGAACAGCUGUAUGAAUGUCCUAUGUGUAGUCUUACCUGUACAAACAUUCAGAUUCUUGAAGAACACGUGGAUUUACACUUAGAGGAACAUAACUUUUCAGAAGGUGGAAACAUCAGAGAUCUAGAAUUGGCUCAGCAGCUCCAAACUGAAGAGCAUGAACGGCAGAGAUCAGAAGAAGAGAAGCRAGAGAGGGAAGAAUUUAAAAAGCUGCAGAGACAGUAUGGCUUGGAUAAUUCUGGUGGCUUCAAGCAGCAAUUUGUAAAGAAUAUGGAAAGAGAAGUUGAUAGAGGAAGGAUGCUGCCCUUUGAAUAUCAUAAGAGAAAAGCUGACAUGAUGGAAAGUUUGGCUGCUGGUAUAGAUGAUGGAAAAACAAAAACCUCAGGAGUCAUUGAAGCAUUGUGCAAGUACUAUCAGAAUGAGAACAAAGAUGUGAGGCGUGUGUGGCUUUCAGCAGGAGUAGAUCACUUCCACUCAUCCUUGGGUGACAGAGGCUGGGGUUGUGGUUACAGGAAUUUCCAAAUGCUCCUUUCCUCACUGUUGCAAAACAGCUUCUACAACGACUGCCUGAGAGAUACUACACUAAUUCCUAGUAUACCAAAGAUUCAGUCCAUGAUUGAAGAUGCCUGGAGAGAAGGUUUUGAUCCUCAUGGGGCAUCUCACUUCAACAACAGAUUACAUGGUUCCAAAGCAUGGAUAGGAGCAUGUGAAAUUUAUUCACUGUUAACCAGUCUCAGGAUAAAGUGCCGAAUCAUUGACUUUCAUAAACCCACUGGCCCCAUGGGUACGCACCCUCGUUUGUUUGAGUGGAUUUUGCAUUACUAUUCUACAGAUAGUGAAGGUGGUGCAAAGGUGGUGUGUACUUCCAAACCUCCUAUCUACUUGCAACAUCAAGGUCAUAGUCGUACUGUUGUUGGAAUAGAAGAGAAGAAGAACAAAAGCUUAUGCUUGCUACUGUUUGACCCGGGAUGUUCUUCCCAAGAAAUGCAGAAACUGCUGAAACAAAACAGUGAUGGAUCUGGUGUCAAACUACUUCGGAAAUUUGUGGGUAGCCUAAAGGAAAAGCAAUACCAAAUAGUGGCUGUAGAUGGGGUGCUCUCUUUGGAAGAGAAAGCCGCUCGUUGCCAUGCUUCUCAGGUCUUAACAUCAGAGAAGAUUCCAUAAAGGAUACCUUUGUAACCUGUUUCUGGAACUUAUUGAGUGCAAAACAUUAAACUGCUGAACCAUGGACCCUAACUCAACAAUUCUUAAACUAUGUCCCCAUGAAUGCUUGGAAGCUUUGGGAAAGCACGACACUGGAGUAAACCUGUAGUUUUUGUGUUCAGUCAAAACUCUGACAUCCUGAUAAAACUGUUACCGAAACAUUGCCAUCUUUGUCUUACUAGAAAAUGUGUUAUUUUGUUAGUUGCUUAAAUUAGCAACACCUAAUGUCUUGUAGCAAAUUAUGCACUAUUAAUGAGCCGUGGAUAAAUAUAUGAUGGAGUUACUUCAUUGAAGUUCCUCGUCAUGGUUUACCUCUCUAAAUGUGUCUAUGCUGCCACUGUGACCAGUCCUCUAUGUUUUCAUGAUUCAGUCUCUUCCACCAAGGAUUAGUUUACUAGUGAACUUGUUUUCAGUUGGCUGACUUCUCUAGAUGGAUCACUUUYAAACAUGAACACACAUGCUUAGGAGUUGGAUCAGUGUUGGCAUUGGCUAAGAAGGCUAAGAAAGUGGUGUCCAGGAUGGAAUGUGUGUGCUUUAGGUGCUGUGCAAGAUAAUCCUUUGGGAGGAAGAAAAUAGUCCUUUUGUACUAUGAAUGAAUAAAAUUAAUAU
Malurus melanocephalus (red-backed fairy wren) is the source of this 2219-nucleotide messenger RNA. It is a transcript of the gene ZUP1, whose product is annotated as zinc finger containing ubiquitin peptidase 1. NCBI's taxonomy places the organism in Eukaryota, Metazoa, Chordata, Aves, Passeriformes, Maluridae. The coding region runs from base 99 to 1571 and encodes 490 amino acids. The transcript is spliced from 9 exons. The record is from RefSeq and is a predicted model, not a curated record.